GAACCUCGAAAGUGACCAUAACAGCCGUUUGUGCGCGCUCUCUUAUCAGAGACUCAUUAAGCGAUCGGUCAUUAGUGGUGAAUUCCUGUUUAACUUGUGAUAUCAGUGAUUAUUUGUAAUAUGGAUCUUCAAGAGUCAGAUGAUGUGUACGUCGGAUCAUUUACAAAGGGCUUAGUAUUUGAACUUUGGUUAUCUACAAGUGGUACAAAUAUAGAAAGGCGUCAUCAAGUGCUACAACAUCUGAUUGAAAUGGUCCCAGAUGCAGAGAAAGUUGAUACUGGAAAUUUAGAAAAUGUUAUUAAGUACGUCUGUGAACGAAUCGCAGUUUCUUGGAAAUCUUGUUCGAGAAAGAAAGCUGAUGUUCGUAUAAAACAUUCUGUGUGGUUCAAGGAGUUACAAAGUGUUCAGUUGUUAAAAAAAACAACGCUAAACAGGAAUUCGUUGGACGUUGAAUUAGGCCAACAAUCGUCAUCGGGAUCUUUACCUGCAACCGGACGGCCAAAAAAAGAAUUUGCAGUUUGCAGUAAGCGGUCACAACACAGGAUAUCGAAAUUUUUCAAGCAUCCCUCUGUAUCUGCUGAAAUCACAGGUAUACAACAGGACCUAAUCGAAAGAUGCGGAACCAUUUUAGAGUGUUAUAAUCUGGCUAUAAAAUAAAUGUUGAUAAAUUUGAUGAGUGUGACAUAGAAACGGCGAAGCAAUUAAUGAAGGUUUACAGUUGAUAUCCUUUACCUUCCUCAGUACAUAAAGUGCUUUUACAUGAUACCAUUGUCAUUGAAAACGCUUAAGUUCCUAUUGGCGAACUGUCGGAAGAGGCUGCGGAAUCAACCAAUAAAAAUAUAAAGAUGUUUAGACGCAAUCACACGAGAAAAAUGCCUCGGGAUCUUACCAAUAGAGAUCUUAUUCACAGGAUAUUUAUUAAACUCUGAUGCUUUAGUAACUUUCAGUAGAAAGUUGCCCCGUAAUAAGAAAAAUACUGUUUCCUUUGAUGUUUUAAAUUUAUUAGAUAGGACUGAAUA
Messenger RNA from Leguminivora glycinivorella, 1019 nucleotides. RefSeq lists its product as uncharacterized. The record is from RefSeq and is a predicted model, not a curated record. The coding region runs from base 121 to 657 and encodes 178 amino acids. The transcript is spliced from 2 exons. Lineage: Eukaryota; Metazoa; Arthropoda; Insecta; Lepidoptera; Tortricidae.